AUGAAGCUUUGGAUUCUGUUUGUGGCCGUUUGGCUUCAGCUGGAGGCUGCUGCUGCUGCAGGUGAGUCAUGUGUUUUUACUUUUCCUGCUCCAGGCCCGUUGAAGGUGGACGGGUCUCAGGACGGCGGCGGCGACACCAUCAGUCACUCCCUGAUCCUGGUACAGCGUCUGGAGGCUCUGCUGGCUCAAGGCAACGGCAGCGACGUCUCUCUGAGGGUGGAAACGCCCAGCGCUGACGAGGUGAAGGUGAUCCAGGUCCACUCGCUGGUCCUGUCCCUGCAGAGCUCCGUGUUCGAGGAGAUGCUGCAGAACCGCAACAGCAGCGUGAUGGUGCUGAGAGAAAACUCCGACUGCGCCGCCGUGUUCGACCGUUUCAUCAGGUAUCUGUACUGUGGAGAGGUUUCCCUGCGUCUGGAUCAGGCCAUUCCUCUGCACAAACUGGCCACUAAGUACCAGGUUCUGGGCCUCCAGCAGGGCAUCACUCAGUACAUGACCCAGAAUCUGGCCAGGGACUCCCCAUCGGGCCACGUGGCUGGCUGGUACGAAUAUGCCCUGCAGGCCGGUGACAUGACACUGAGGGACAGCUGUCUGCAGUUCAUGGCCUGGAACCUUUCUUCGGUUCUGCAAAGCGGUGAGUGGGUCAGUAUCAGCAGCCAGCUGCUCAUGUCGCUGCUGCAGAGGUCCGAUCUCAUCCUGCAGAGCGAAGCCGAGCUGUUCGCCGCCCUGGAGGCCUGGAUCCUCCAGAACGAGCCGGACGGCCUGACGGCGGAGAACGCUUUGAGGGCGGUCCGUUACGCCAUGAUGACGCCUCGGGAGCUGUUCCGGCUGCAGACCCAGUCCUCAGUUCUGGCUCGGUACCAGGAGUCGGUACGUGACCUGCUCUACAUGUCCUACCAGUUCCAUUCCGCCUCGCCGCUGCAGAUGGCCAAAUACUUCGACGUCAACUGCAGCCUCUUUGUGCCGAGGAACUACCUGUCGCCGACGUGGGGCUCGCCCUGGAUCAUCAACAACCCGACUCGCGAUGACCGCAGCACAAGCUUCCAGACGCAGCUCGGACCCAGCAGCCAUGACGCCAGCAAGCGGGUCACCUGGAACGCGCUGUUCUCGCCCCGCUGGCUGCCGCUCAGCAUGAGGCCCAUGUACACCGAGACCGGCACCAUGCAGCCGACCCGAGUAGAGGGCGGCCGGCCUCGCAUCAUCAUCACGCCGGCUACGUCCAGCGCCGACUUUGCCGGGGUGAACUUCCAGAAGACAGUGAUGGUGAUGGCGCAGCAGCAGGGGAAGGUGGUGGUGAAGCACGUCUACAACUUCCACCAGAGCACCGAGGAGAACGGAGACUUUCUGGCCGACGCCGACUUGUACCGCCGGACGUCCGAGUACCUGCUGGACAGCUCGCUGCUGCUCCACGUGGUGGUGAAGCCGCUGUACCAAACCCUGAUCAGCACCAAGAACUGACCAGGUGGAACACGCCAGAUUAGCCCCCCCGCCAAAGUAUGUUUUGGCUAAUCUGGCCUGUUGCACCGGAUCAUAUCCCAUCGGGGAGUCGCGGAUGCGAGUCCUCCUCUGUGGCGUUCGGAUCAUUCCUCUCAUCUCCAUGGCAGCGAAUAACCAGAGUUUUAUUCAUGAUGGCGAAAAAUCGAGAAAUAGACAGUGGCACAUGUUUUUCUUAUUGCCAAUAAAUCCUGUACCAAAUCUGGAUUAACACUUUAAUGCAAAAUGUGGGUCAAGAGAUACCCAUUUUCCAUUGAAUUUGGGUCAUUUUUGACCCAUGUUGUGCAUCAAAGGGUUAAAGGGAAUUCAUUGAAAUAUUUUGAAAUUCAAAAAUUCAACCCUGGAGUGUUAUUGGAGAACAUUAGACUUCUUUGCUUUUGUGACAUUUUUCAAAAUUUGUCAUUUUCAUGUUGAAAUGUAAGGUCAGUGAAGUUCCCUAACCUGUUAGUGGUUUAAAAAAAAGCAUUCCAAGAAAUGGAACCCUCAACCGUAAAAUGUGUGAGUUUCGUCAACUAACCAUUGUUAGUUUUGACGUUUUGACCACAAAUAUGGAAGAGGACCGAGCUGCAAGUCCGUCUUUUUCCAACUUCGGAGAAAAGAGAAAGUUUGAGACAUUCCAGGCCUCUGCUGAUUGGUCAAAUGCCACGAUGUAGUGUGAUGUAACGUAGAGGGAUCUUCGCUGAUUGGCUGGAUGAAAACCACAUGCUUCUCAACUUCACUGAGAGGUGGAAUCACUUACCUGAUGAAGGGUUAAUCUACCGCAGAAAAUAGUCCCCAACAAUUCAUAGUUUCCUCCAGCUUCAUUAACUUUAGCUAAAAACUCCAGAGCUCAGCUGUUUGCGCUCAGGUUUUGGAUUAGGGUUGGGGUUUGGGUUUUUCAUGGGAUUUACUGACAAUAAGAAAAGUCUAGAUUCUCACCAGCCUUCUUCUUCUUGUUCUUCAUGCUUGAGGUUUUGUUCCUUCCACAGUUUCUUUGUUUUAUUCUCAAAUAUUGGUGCUAUUUUACCGCAUUUACACUUCAGGGGUCGCAGCUGUCUUUCAUCACCCAGUGAGCACUGAUCUGAAGGUUGAAUAAAAAAGGUUUUCAGCGAUAAUAUUUAAGACAUGGUCACUUAAAUAUGCAGUUAUGCGUAAUUUUCAAUACAGAAAGCCACAUUUUUCAUCAAUAAAUCAUCAAACCAAAGCUCGCUGGGCACCAGAUGUUCAUCCAACUGAACUUUUUACAUUUAUCUUGUGCUUUAAUGUCAGUAUUUAUUUACAAAAGCAGACUUUCAGUGUCCACACCGCCGUAGAAACGACCGUUAGUUCAUUCAUUCAUGUGAUUGUUGUUCUUACCUGAUCAAUGUUACCUGACAAUAAAAGAUUUUUACUGAAAUUUUAAAACUAAACUGAAAAUUGUCAUUUGAUUUCACUUUUGUUUGGUUUCUUUCUUUUCUUUUAUUUAUUUGAUAGAUAUAACAAAAACAAACAUUAUUGCUACUUAGAUUGUAUUUUGUUCCUGUACUUUAACAUUCACAGCUUGAUUUAUAGCAUUUUUUUUGACAUUUUAUUCUUAGAAACAAAGAAAUCAUAUUUUUUUGGCUGUUGAUAAAAUUUCUUAAUCAAUGGAGUGAAAAUGUUUGACUUUGUUGAAUUUUUAUGGAAAAUAAUGCAAAAUAGAACUUUAUUAAACCCGAAGGAAAUACUUAAAGUAACAUAACAUGAAAAUACAUGUUUGUGUGUGUUUUGAUAGUUUUACAGUGUUUUAAAAUGUUUUAUAGCAUGCAUUGUUGGUGCACUUUGGGAGCAGCUCAUUACAUUUUGCUGUACUUUGUUUAAUGACAAUAAAGACAUUUUAUUGCAUUUCUAUUUCUAUUGCUAAAUGCUGUUCAGUAGAAAAUCAAUAAGAUUUAAGUAUGCCACUGAAAAUAAAAAUAACUAAAAGUAAGACAAGAAUAGAAAAGUGAGAAGUAAGAGCGGCAGUAAAAUACUGAAGCUGACAUUUCACAACCGGAUGAGGCUCAUUUGCAUAUUUAAACAUUAAAUUCAUAAACUUGU
Acanthochromis polyacanthus (spiny chromis) is the source of this 3528-nucleotide messenger RNA. RefSeq names its product BTB (POZ) domain containing 17a (gene btbd17a). NCBI's taxonomy places the organism in Eukaryota, Metazoa, Chordata, Actinopteri, Pomacentridae. The record is from RefSeq and is a predicted model, not a curated record. Bases 1 to 1455 code for a protein of 484 amino acids. Gene Ontology annotation, molecular function: protein binding. The transcript has 3 exons.